Messenger RNA from Heterocephalus glaber (naked mole-rat), 4543 nucleotides. NCBI's taxonomy places the organism in Eukaryota, Metazoa, Chordata, Mammalia, Rodentia, Bathyergidae. The record is from RefSeq and is a predicted model, not a curated record.
GCCUUGCUCUGGAGGGGCAGACAAAGGGUAAAAUCUGGGCAGAGAACGAUAUGAGAACGAAAGAAAUCAGCGCUGCAAAACUCUUGUAAAAGAUGAUUUCUCCUUUCUUUCCAUGGCUGAGUAAAGUGGGGCACAGAGAAAGUACAGACUAGCUGAAAUACAGACACCAAGUGAGUGACAGAUGCAGGACUGGAAGAUCCAACAGAGUUUGAAACAAUGUACACUGCGCGUCAGUCCCAACGCCAGCUUGUUCCAGCUCUUCCUGAGCGCUAGGCCCUUCUAGCCUCACGCUGAUCUCAGAGACAGACCCUGCAGCGCAACUGGCACAAACAGUGACGAUAGCCCUGCGGCAAGGCAGGAGUGUCCUCCUCCGUGAGUUAAGAUUGGAAGAGACAGAGGCAGAGGUGGAGGCGGGGGCAAAAGAGAAUUCGGAGGAGGAGGACCAAGACAGAACUAUCUGUUUCUGGCUUCGCUGCCAGUUUUCAUUCAGACUUUCCGAAAAGAGCUGGAGAAACCUAAGGAUUCAGAAGAGGUUCUUUGAGCCAGAUGAAGCGUUAGUUCUGCUAUUCUCAGCAUGGAUAAACCCUUUCCUCAAGGAUUUUCUGAUGUGCCCUGAGGUCCAUGUAACUACAAGGGCUCCUCUCUAUCACCAUAAGUGCCACUCUGACCCAAAACCACUCAGCGCUCAAAAAUCAAGGCAAAAUGGAUGCCACAGUGAUAGAUGAUUUCCAACAAAUUCUGCCUAUUGAACAGCUGCGCUCUACUCAUGCUAGCAAUGAUUAUGUGGAACGGCCUCCAGCCCCCUGUAAACCGGCCCUCUCUAGUCCUUCCCUUAUUGUGCAAACCCACAAAUCUGAUUGGUCCCUGGCUACCAUGCCUACUGCUCUCCCCCGCAGUCUCAGCCAGUGCCAUCAAUUGCAGCCCUUGCCUCAGCAUCUGAGCCAAUCUAGCAUUGCCAGCUCCAUGUCCCAUAGCACCACUGCCUCUGAUCAAAGGCUCUUGGCCAGCAUUACGCCAUCACCUUCAGGCCAGUCCAUCAUCCGAACCCAGCCUGGAGCAGGGGCCCACUCAAAGGCUGAUGGUGCUCUGAAGGGAGAAGCUGAGCAAUCUGCAGGGCACUCCAGUGAGCACCUCUUCAUCUGCGAGGAGUGUGGGCGCUGCAAGUGUGUCCCCUGCACAGCAGCUCGCCCUCUCCCCUCCUGCUGGCUCUGCAACCAGCGUUGCCUUUGCUCUGCUGAGAGCCUCCUCGAUUAUGGCACUUGCCUCUGCUGUGUCAAGGGCCUCUUCUACCACUGCUCCACCGAUGAUGAAGACAACUGCGCUGAUGAGCCUUGCUCCUGUGGGCCUAGCUCUUGCUUCGUCCGCUGGGCAGCCAUGAGCCUGAUCUCCCUCUUCUUACCCUGCCUGUGCUGCUACCUGCCUACCCGUGGAUGCCUCUAUCUGUGCCAGAAGGGCUAUGAUAGCCUCCGGCGACCAGGCUGCCGCUGUAAGAGGCACACCAACACUGUGUGCAGAAAAAUCUCUACUGGUAGUGCACCCUUCCCCAAGGCCCAGGAAAAGUCUGUAUGACCUUCCCACAAGAUGGAUCCAGAGCUUUCUCCUUCUGCUCCCCACCAGUAAAGAAAGCAUUGGCCUCAUCUUUGGAGAGGGGGAGGAGUGAUAAAUGAGCCAAAGUUAGGGCCUCACCUCUUUUGUUCCUGCAGCGUCAGGGGAAUGGCAAAGUACAUCUGGGUGCAGGAUGCCUUGUUCUUUUUCACAGUAUCUAUUCCAUUCCUCUUCCACCUUUUUACCCCACCAGCUCAGCCCUUAUGGCUGUCCUGGCAAAUUCAGGUGAUACUGUGUAUGGGCAUGAGGUUUGGACACUGAGGACUGACAGAGCCAGCAAUGUGGAGGUUUAGUGCAAUGCCUCUCAGUGCGGGCUCUGAUUGUCACUCUGCUUUCCACGGCGCCUUUGGAAGCUUUCUUCUAAGACAGCUUUCACAGGUACAUGUGGAACAGUGUUCAGCCUUCCAGGGAAUAUGAAUAUGACCUCCUCUCCCUGUUUACUCCUCUUCUUUUCGCUAUUCCUUUUGUCUUUUUCUCUCUCUUUCUCUUCUUUUGUUAUCCUGUUCUAUUUUCCUUCCCUCUUCAUUCUCAGCUUCUCUAUUUUUACUUUUACUCUUUUCUCUCUUCUUUCCUUUCUACUCUUCCUUGUCUUUUAGAUUAAUCCUCUCUUUGCCUGUGUUUUUAUCUUUUGAUCUAUAUUUGUGUCUCUCUACUUGUCCUUUCUCUCUAACAUGUCCAAAAGUGCUGUUUUUUCCAUAGGUGUUUCCUUAGAUGCCAAACUUUGCUAUGCUAUACUAUUUUCUAAUUUUUAUUAAGGGAAAUGGAUUACCGUAACUGACUGAUCACUAGCAAUAGUCUGUAUCCCGAUAUGUGUGUGUGCAUUCACGACCACACUUCCCUGUAUGUGAGCAUAUGAGGUUGAGUUACCUUACAUUUCCAGAUUUAAUUAGUUGGAAUUUUUCUCUUUCCCAAUAAUCAACAUAUAGUACUGACAGAUUCCACUAGCAUGCUGAGUAGGAUAGUAAAUCAGGAUGCUCAUAACUUUGUAUGUCUGACCCAAGUGCCAAAGGCAGACGUGCUUUAUAGCUAAAUGAACAAAGCGAAGGAUAUUCCAGAGGUAUGUUCUCUCUUAGAAGCUAACUGCCCUGAGACUGCAUGGCUCAGGGUUUAAUAAUGGACAUAAAAAGUCAUAAAACUUUAGAGCUGGAAGGAAUCUUAACUGUUAAUCUAGUUCAUUGUCCUUAUUUUACAGAUGGGAAAACUGAGGCCUGGACAUAGGAAGAGACUUGCCCAAAGCCACUCUGAAUUAAUGGUAGAAUUGAGACUAGAAGACAGGCCUUCUGACUUAGUUCAAUAUUUUCUCCCCUGCACCACAUUGAGUAAUGGGGCUUUUUCCUAGGACUCUUAUUAACAAUGACAGAAAGCCAUUCCCUUCCAAUUAGUUUUCAGGAACCAUGCCAAGUUACUGUGGCGGUCUUUCUGCAGUGCAUGGUGGGUAGCUAAUUAACUAUCAGGUAUUGAGGCUGCCCCCAGUGGAUAUCACCUUUGGCUCAGUCACCUUGUAGAAGCUCAAGUGUGGAAAAGACACCCUAACCAAGCUGUAUCUUCGCCAUUGCAUCUACUCUUUGCUGCACACACUGUGCUUGCUCCUGGCUUUGUCUGCAAUGGCAGCUGCCUGAGAACCUAGAUUUCAGCAACAGUGAAAAACUGAGAUGAAAGAUGUAUAACAUAGAGAAGUGACUUCUCUCUUUAAAAAUACAGAGAGCCUGUGCUGCAAAGCCCUUUCAAUGGGAAAAGGCUGCAGUGGUAAUGGUAGACUCCUAAAGACUGCUACUAAAAGACAUGAGAAUUAUAUAGUUUUCCUGUGUAAAUCCUAAAUUCACCAAGGAGAUUGAGGGCACUUGCUUGAAAUCAACGUGCUCCAACUUAGUUUAAGGCUUCCAGACUCUAACUUUAUAUGUUGUCUCUUUUAAAGUGUGCAUGGAUGUGUGUUGUAGGGUUGAGAGGUGAGAAAAAGUGUAUAGUCAUACACAAGGGGAAGAAGGAGGGAGAUCCAUGUCCCUUUGCUGGAUAUAUGCUACAUAAAUAUGUGCCACUAAAUCUUUAUUGGUUCUGAAGCUUUCUGAAGUGUAUUGACAUUUGGCUUGCACACAACCCCACAUCUUCACUUACACUUCCUCUUCUAGAAUUGCUUUGCUCUAUUUUUGUAUAUAUAAAUAUGAUGAUGUUAUGAUGAUUAUUGUUAAUAUUAACGAUAUUGCUGCAAAUGGUGCCAUAUAUAAGAUUAGGCUUCUUAGAACAUUUAUAAACCCAAACCAAUACCUGUAACCUCUUCUGUUGCUUUUAGAUUCUUCAGUUUUAAGUACCUUGUUUUUGUCUUACAAGUCUGCCUGAUUAUACCUUAAACCUAUCUACCCCUAAAAAUUGUGCUUAGUCCUCUGGGUCAAGCUGAAUGGUGAUGAGUAGCAACAUACACUUCUCUCUGCUUCUGGCUGAAAUUUGCUUAGAACUCAGCUAUCUAAAGAUUCUCUGACACUAAUGUAUUGUUCUGGAGUUAAAGUUAUUAUAUGGAUGUUGCUUAUUAGUUUCAGGACCCAAAAUAAGUCCUUCUUUCUUGAUAACUCCUUGAUAUUCCAAUCUUGCAGUCCUUACUCAGGCAAACUGUGCACUGUCAGAGGGAGCCUGGGCUCUUUCAUACACCUGGAGGAGCUCUUCUCGGUGUAUUUCUAAAUGGUCUGACACUUGGUAGAAGAAACUGAAGGGUUGCUUGAGUGCAAUUGUGAUUUGCAAUCUGCUGCUGAGUCAGGGCUUUCACUUGUGUCCAAGUUGGCCUGAUAUGGACUGCAUCUGGUUUACGUAUAGAUGGGUCCUGUUGGGGUAUGCGCAUGGACGUGUGAAUGAGUGUGCUUAUGUAUCCCCUCUGUGAUUUCAUAUAUAUAUGUAAAUAUAUAUUCACACAUCUAUAUAUUUUAAUGUAUUGCACAUGUAUAUUUAAAAU